GCUGGCUCCAUUGCGCUCGGCUCGCUCAGCUUCAUUCGGCUUCAUGGGCCCUUUUGGCUUCCCCCGCGGCUGCUGAACGCUCUUCCGCUGGCCACCGUAGCGAUGCUGGUGUCCUUCACCCGCUGCUCUCGUCUGUGGGCACCGGUGCUGGUUCUUGGCAGCCUCAUCGACAUCAUCGAGGCCUUUCCGGCCUCCUGGGGGGCGCCAGUGUUUCUGCUCGUCUUCACGGUGCGAGCCACGCUGCGGUGGCUGGACUUCAUCCAACUCUGCCGAACCCACGCGCGCUGGCGUCAGGAGGAUGAACAGGAGGCGGCCGUGCUGGCGCAGGAGUGGCGCGCUGCCCAGUUGGCGUACCGAGGCGCCCAGGCGAAAGUGGCCGAGGCCCAGUCCCUGGCGACGAAAGCCAGGCAGGACGUGGAGUCUGUGCAGCGCGACGGCGCAUCUCUGGGCAGCGCCGCCCGUGCCGGCCUUCACUUCAUGGGCCGACUGCUCGGCGGCAGCUCCGUGCGCGCGAUCGAGUGA
Symbiodinium natans is the source of this 522-nucleotide messenger RNA. Lineage: Eukaryota; Dinophyceae; Suessiales; Symbiodiniaceae. The record is from the annotation of a GenBank genome assembly.